Molecule: messenger RNA, 987 nt
Organism: Centruroides sculpturatus (bark scorpion)
Lineage: Eukaryota; Metazoa; Arthropoda; Arachnida; Scorpiones; Buthidae
Product: cytochrome P450 4c21-like
Exons: 6
Coding region: 1-987 (328 amino acids)
Molecular function (GO): monooxygenase activity; iron ion binding; oxidoreductase activity, acting on paired donors, with incorporation or reduction of molecular oxygen
Source: RefSeq, a predicted model, not a curated record
AUGCACGUAGCUUGGCUCUGGAUGUUCGGAUGUCUGGUCUUUUGGUUUCUUUUGGGGAGGACUUUAGGAAGAAGGAACCCUUCAGCUUAUUACAGAAAGCUUCCGGCACCCGAAGAUAAUCACUUCUUUCUUUACUUCAAGUGGUUAAUUUCCGUAUGGCACUCUUCUACCAACUACAAAAUCGCCACCUUUCGUAUAAUAGAAGAAUUAGUAUCCCUUUUUAAGGAUCACGGAAUGAUUCAAUACAGAUUUGGAAAAUUGGCCAGUUACGUUAUGCUCUUUCAUCACAAAACCGUACAACCAAUUCUAGAAAAUGGCAACAACAUCAAUAAAGCCGGUUUCUACAAUUUCUUCAAGCCGUGGUUAGGAAGUGGACUUUUACUCAAUUCGGGAGAAAAAUGGAGAAAGAGAAGAAAACUAUUGACACCAGCUUUUCAUUUUUGCAUCUUGGAGAACUUUCUACCCAUUAUGGACGAGCAAUCACGUCUUCUAGUCGAACGCCUCGAGCAAUGUCGAGAAGAAGAAUGGAUCGAUAUCGUUCCAUACAUUGCUCAAUGUGCCCUGAAUACCAUUUGCGAAACCGCAAUGGGAAUUCCAGCCAAAACUCAUAUUUCAAGAGGUUCCCAUUAUUUCGAAUCGAUGAAGAUGGUGUGCGAGACUAUACUACAACGAGUUUUCCACAUUUGGACUUGGUGCGACUUCAUCUUCUACCUGACUCCUAAAGGUUUAGAAUUUAAAAGAAAUUUAAAAGUAAUGAACGACUUUAUAAAGCAGGUCAUAGAAGAACGUAAAACUACUUUAGAGAAGAACAGAGAGAAAUCUGUUGAAGUGCGUGACGAAGAUAACGAUAUUUUCUUCAGAAAGAAGAGCAGGAAACCUUUUCUAGAUAUUAUACUCGACUGUUAUUUUAACGAUCCGGAAUUCACGUUAGAAGACGUGAGGCAAGAAGUUCAUGUUUUCAUGUUUGGGGUAAUUUGUUUCUCUUAA